UAGCAGUAGCUAGUUUGAUGCACGUUCACUGUAGUUUUUUCAUCGAAAUAAAUCUAUAAUUUUUCACUGAUUGUUUUAUAGUUUAUACUCAAACGAAAAUUUGUCGAAAAAGGUAUAACUCUAUUUUUUUAGAUAAGUCGAAAUGAAGAAAGUUGUAUUUAUGUUCAUUCUACUUGGAGUGGUCUCCAUAGACUUUGUCAAAGCUGAUGCUAAUGUAGAUCAAGCCAUAAAUGAUUUAAGAUCAUGUAUAAUGAGCAUUGAAGUAAUAGAAACAUACAAGUUGGAUAUUAAUUUGUUGGAAAAUGAUAAUACACUUCGCACAGCUUUUGAGGAUCCAUUAUCAAUAGAAAAAGUAAAAAAGAAUAAGAAAAAGAAAGAUAUGGGGAAAAAGAAUAAGGGUGAUAAAAUAGAUGAAGAAUCCCAGAAAGACGGGGAAGAAAAGAAAGAGAAAAAGAAAAGUAAAAGUAAAAAGAGCGAGAAUGAGGGCGAAAAUAUUGAUGAAGAAUCCCAGAAAGAUGGAGAAGAAAAUAAAAAUAAAGAUAAAGGUAAAGGUAAAAAGAACAAGAAGGGCGAUAAAAAAGAUGAAGAAUCCCUAAAAGACGAAGAAGAAAAUAAAAAGAGCGAGAAUAUAGAUGAAGAAUCCCAGAAAGAUGGGGCAGAAAUGGAAGAGAAAAAUAAUGAUAAAAAGAGCAUGAAGGAGGGUAAAGACAAGGGAGAGAAAAAUAAAGAUAAAAAGAAAAAGAAUAAGGACGAUAAUGGAGAUGGAGAAGAAAAUAAAAAGAGCGAGAAUAUAGAUGAAGAAUCCCAGAAAGAUGGGGAAGAAAAGAAAGAGAAAAAUGAUAAAAAGAGCAAAAAGGUGGGUAAAGACAAGGGAGAGAAAAAGAAAGAUAAAAAGAAAAAGAAUAAGGACGAUAAUGGAGAUGGAGAAGAAAAUAAAAAGAGCGAGAAUAUAGAUGAAGAAUCCCAGAAAGAUGGGAAAGAAAAGAAAGAGAAAAAUGAUAAAAAGAGCAAUAAGGUGGGUAAAGAGAAAGACGAUAAGAAACCGAAAAAAGUAAAACUUUUAUCAAAGCAUUUAUGUGCCUACCUGGCUUCUAUAGAAAAAGCCAAUAAGGAGUGUGUUUCUAAAAUGAAUCAAUGUAGUGAAGCAUUUUUUAAUCAAGCACCUUUGGAAGUAGAGAAAAAAGGAAAUAUAAUCAUACCUAUCCUUUAACAUUUUGUACUUCAUUUUACUGUUGAUAGGUAAUUUAUGUUCUCUAUCAAUUUUCAUUUUAAAUUUUAUUCUUUACAUAUUUUAUUACAAGCUAUUUUUUGUUAA
This is a messenger RNA of Adelges cooleyi (spruce gall adelgid), 1315 nucleotides long. RefSeq lists its product as uncharacterized. The transcript has 4 exons. Bases 143 to 1210 code for a protein of 355 amino acids. Lineage: Eukaryota; Metazoa; Arthropoda; Insecta; Hemiptera; Adelgidae. The record is from RefSeq and is a predicted model, not a curated record.